Dovyalis caffra is the source of this 1107-nucleotide messenger RNA. NCBI's taxonomy places the organism in Eukaryota, Viridiplantae, Streptophyta, Magnoliopsida, Malpighiales, Salicaceae. The record is from the annotation of a GenBank genome assembly.
AUGGCACACGAAUCACCAGAAUUGUAUUGUCCACACAAGCUCCCAAAAGAAAAGAUAAAAGCGUAUAGUCCGUUUUGUGGCGAUGGGCUCAUGGGAUGGAAUCAUGUGAGUGGAGGAGGGCCACUUGUGGAGUACGAAAGAAGAAUUGCUGCUGGUGAGCUUGUGGAUGGUGACAGCUGCCAGGUGGGAACAUUAAGAGAGCUUCAGAGGCUUUAUGAUGAGCUUGUUGAGUCGGCUGAUGCCUGUAAAUUGGAUCGCUAUACUGCUUCAGACAAAUCUGGAAGGAGUAGGUGGUUGUGGUCGCGUUUCAUGCCACUUUCUUCGUAUUCACCGGUCAAAGGACUAUACCUUUAUGGAGGAGUGGGCACGGGAAAGACUAUGCUAAUGGACUUGUUCUUUGAUCAAUUGCCAGCCAAUUGGAGGAAAAAGAGGAUCCAUUUUCAUGACUUCAUGUUGAAUGUCCAUAGUCGCUUGCAAAGACACAAGGGUGUUGCAGAUCCACUUGAAGUUGUGGCUGGAGAGAUAUCUGAUGAUGCUAUUUUAUUAUGUCUAGAUGAAUUUAUGGUAACUGAUGUUGCUGAUGCAUUGAUCCUUAACCGUCUUUUUGGACAUUUAUUCAGCAAUGGUGUUAUUCUUGUAGCGACUUCAAAUCGUGCUCCAGAUAACCUCUAUGAGCGUGGAUUACAGAGGGAUCUUUUUCUACCCUUCAUUGCGACUUUGAAGGAAAGAUGUGUGGUUCGUGAAAUUGGUUCAGAAGUGGAUUAUCGGAAGAUGACUUCGGCUGAACAAGGUUUCUACUUCAUUGGUCAAGAGUCAUCUAACCUCCUUAUGCAAAAGUUUCAACAAUUGAUUGGGGAACAAACAGCUAGCCCACAAGAGGUGGAAGUCGUAAUGGGAAGAACAUUGCAGGUCCCACUGGGUGCCAAUGGAUGUGCAUAUUUUCCUUUUGAGGAACUUUGUGACAAACCGCUUGGCGCUGCAGACUAUUUUGGAUUAUUCAGGACUCAUAGUUGGGACAUGGAUAUGUCAAAUGCAGUUAAGUUUGGCAUUUCAGAUUGGAAAAAUAAACUAGACAUGGUUUGGACCUUAGAACUCAAAGUUUACUGA